Molecule: messenger RNA, 1502 nt
Organism: Vigna angularis (adzuki bean)
Lineage: Eukaryota; Viridiplantae; Streptophyta; Magnoliopsida; Fabales; Fabaceae
Exons: 3
Coding region: 187-1221 (344 amino acids)
Biological process (GO): negative gravitropism; response to red or far red light
Source: RefSeq, a predicted model, not a curated record
AUUUCAAGGAAGUAAGAAAAAAAAAACAUUUUCAAAGGUAAAGCAGCAAACUGUUGCGGACAGCAGAUUCUGGUUCUCAUCGCCUUUUUUUUCUGUUUUCAUGUAAGUGAGAAGACGAUCCAACUCAGACCUGUAAUAUUCAUUCCACUCAACCGAUCUUCACUUUUUUUCUUGUCAAAGCAGGGCAUGGCAACAGAUGAAAAUGCUGACCUGUUAGAUGUGAAGUCCCAGCCGAGUGAAUCACACGAAACAUGGAAGCAAGAGAUUACAAGAAGCCAAUCCGAAGUACAUGUAUUGCAGAAAGAAUUUACAGAGGUAAAGGCUUGCAAUCAUGGUUCAGAUGGAGAAGCAAAAAAGGAAUUGGAGGUUCUUUGGCAAAGAGUCAAGACUGCUUCUACAUUGUUGACUUACUUGAAAUCAAAAGCUAGGCUCAUGGCUGUUCCGCACCUAGCCCAUGCAGCUUGUGGCAUCAAACAAUUGGAGGGGGUAGGCUUUGUUGACAAAAAUGGGAUACCAUUAUCAGGUUGGUCCAGCAAUGUUGACCUUUCUUCAUUUGAUGACGCAGAUGAAGAAUCUUGGAUGGAAAUUAGCCAUCACCAUGGUUCCUUUGACAAACAAGAUGCAGCUUAUAUAGGAGAGAUACUCAAGUCUGUACAAAUGGUUGCAGAUGUGAUGGAAGCCCUUGUCAAAAGAGUUUUCUUGGCUGAGUCAGAAACUGCAAUAGAAAAGGGAAAAGUAAGUGUAAGUCAGGAAGAAAUUAAGCGGAAGUCUACCCAGUUAGAGAACGUGUCUGUGAAAUUAGAGGAAAUGGAGCGUUUUGCUUUGAAUACAAACAGUAUUCUAAAUGAAAUGCGGCAGAGAGUUGAGGACUUGGUGGAAGAAACAACCAGACAGAGAGAACGAGCUGCUGAAAAUGAAGAAGAGCUUUCUAGAGUGAAGCGAGAAUUUGAGUCUCUGAAAUCAUACGUUAGUGGUCUAAUCACAGUAAGAGAAACCUUGCUUUCUUCAGAGAAACAAUUUCGAACUAUUGAGAGGCUGUUUGAAAAGCUAGUUGCAAAGACCACUCAAUUAGAGGGUGAGAAGAUGCAGAAAGAGGCUGAAGUUCAGAAACUUAUGCAAGAGAAUGUCAGGUUGAGUGCACUGCUUGACAAGAAAGAGGCUCAACUUCUUGCAUUGAAUGAACAAUGUAAGGUAAUGGCCUUGAGUGCUUCAAACAUGUAAAUGCCAUAGCACGUGAGGGAUGGUUGCUUUGCGUUUUAUGCUGACCAAUGGAGGCAUCUAAAGUGAAAGCUUCACUGGAUGAAGAACAAGGUCCUCUCAUCCAGAAGAGGCAUUAAACAAGGGUUAUCCAUAAACAUCAUUAAUGCCUUGAUUUUAUUUUCUGGUGCCAUUUAUUGUUGUUAAGAUUGAACACAGAAAAUACUUGUGCUUGGAAUGUAAACUUAGCGUGCUCUUUCACGGGGAAGAAAAAAAAUGAGAAUGGGGUGUCUCGUUACUCCAAA